AUGAAAUUCACUUCCAACAUUGCCUUCGCUUUAUUCGUCUUAGCUAAAUUGAUUGUAGCUGAUUCCGAAACUUUCGGUUUAAUCACUAUUCGUUCUGGUUCUGCACUACAAUACGCUGGUGUCACUAGUGUUGAUGGUACUUUAAAUCUUGGAGGAAGCAAUGGUUUAAGCGGUACUGUCACCGAUGCCGGAAAAUUAAAGUUAUCUGAUGAUACUUAUGCUGUUGUUCAAGCCGAUGGUACUAUCAAGGAAGGUUCUGAAUCUGACGGGACUACCGGCUUCUCUGUUACUGGUGGCCGUUUAGCAUACAAUGGUUCCACCGGUUUCUACGGUGUCGCCUCCGGUAGCUCUUACAUUUUAUCUACUUCAGACACUAGCGGUCUAGGUAUUGUACUAAGAGCUCAGACUACAUCUGGUCUUGCUGCGGACUUCACUCCAUCUGGCUCUUCUUCUGAUUCUAGUUCUUCCGCUGACGCAGCCGCUUCUUCUUCCGUCGCUUCUACGGUCAGUACCGCCGCUGCUGCUGCAAGUACUGUUGCUGCUGUAUCUCAAAUUACCGAUGGUCAAAUUCAAGCAACUACUGCUACUAUUGCUCAACAAUCUACUAACGGUGCCGCCAAGGCUGCUGCUGGCUUAGGUGCUGGCGCCAUUGCCGCAGCCGCCUUAUUAUUGUAA
This is a messenger RNA of Kazachstania africana CBS 2517, 675 nucleotides long. RefSeq lists its product as uncharacterized. Gene Ontology annotation, cellular component: cell wall. The record is from RefSeq and is a predicted model, not a curated record. The coding region runs from base 1 to 675 and encodes 224 amino acids. Gene Ontology annotation, molecular function: structural constituent of cell wall. NCBI's taxonomy places the organism in Eukaryota, Fungi, Ascomycota, Saccharomycetes, Saccharomycetales, Saccharomycetaceae. The transcript has a single exon.